This is a messenger RNA of Tarenaya hassleriana, 615 nucleotides long. Its product is annotated as ethylene-responsive transcription factor ERF023-like. Gene Ontology annotation, biological process: regulation of DNA-templated transcription. The transcript has a single exon. The coding region runs from base 145 to 474 and encodes 109 amino acids. Lineage: Eukaryota; Viridiplantae; Streptophyta; Magnoliopsida; Brassicales; Cleomaceae. Gene Ontology annotation, molecular function: DNA-binding transcription factor activity. The record is from RefSeq and is a predicted model, not a curated record.
UCAAAGCAACCUCCUCCGGUGGCGGAACGCGGCAUCCGGUGUACCGCGGUGUACGGAAACGGCGGUGGGGAAAAUGGGUAUCUGAAAUCAGAGAGCCCCGGAAAAAAAAACCGCAUUUGGCUCGGGUCUUUUCCGGUGCCGGAGAUGGCGGCAAAAGCCUAUGACGUGGCAGCUCUGUGCCUGAAGGGACGAAAAGCUCAGCUCAAUUUUCCCGAUGAAGUCGACAAUUUACCCCGACCGUCCACAUGUACGGCCAGAGAUAUUCAGACGGCUGCGGCCAAAGCUGCUCACGCCGUCGUCAAGACCAGGACCAAGACCGACCACGAAGAAGUUGUCGUCCCCGACAUCAACAGCGACAAUUUCUGGGAGAACAUUGACCUGCCGGAGUUGAUGUUGACCGGAGGAUGGUCUUCGCCUUUUCCCGUCGGAGAUGCCACGUGGCUCGUCGACGGCGAGUUCAUGGCGUGUCUAUGAUUCCGUAUCUCUCUCUCGUCGUAUAUACGUAUAUGUUCCCGCAAUUAUGGGUUGUACACUACUGUUGGCUCGAGCUUAGAGGUACUACACCUUUAUGCAUGUAAAUGUUGGUGUUUGUUUACUCAUGGUUGAUUAAUUAAA